GGGCUUUAAUGAGUGCAAUAAAAAUAAGCUGCUGCUGACCAAAGAAAGUUUGAAGUUUAUUCAUCAUAAUGGCUUGUUUGUUACAAGGGGAGAUUAAUGGUGUCACUUAUUCAUUUCGUUACAAUGGGAAAUACCAGUAAAUAUUGAAUUUUGCACGUUAUUUUUGUGUUGUUGAUUUCAAACUAAAUAAAGAUUAUUUGAAUUUGAGUUGAAGCCUUUUUCCCUUUUUUAUAUUUGAUUUUUUUUAUUUAUUUAUUUUUAUUAAGGUUUUGCAUUUUCCUCUAAUUUAUUAUCAAUCUGUUUAAGUAUCAAUCUUUUACUGUCUGCUACUCUUUCCUUCUGUUUUCCCGUCUGGUUUUGGUGAUUUCUCCGGCAGCAUUUGAUGUCCCGAGCGGCUGGGAAGGCCUCUGAUGGCGUUAAGGAGCCCAUCAAAAUUAGCAUUCCUCGUUACGUCCUCCGUGGUCAGGGCAAGGAUGAACACUUUGAGUUUGAGGUGAAGAUUACCGUGAUGGACGACACAUGGACGGUGUUCAGACGCUACUCUCGCUUCAGAGAAAUGCACAAAAGCCUGAAGUCCAAAUAUCCUGAGCUGGCGAACCUCGUGUUUCCUCCUAAGAAGCUUUUUGGGAACCGGGAUAAGCGAAUGGUCUCUGAGCGUCGCAGCCACUUGGAGACUUACCUCAGGAAGCUGUUUCAGGUCAUGCUGAACUCCUCAGGUUCUCCACUCAGAGCAGAUGAGGAUGGAGUUUACCGUCUCUCCAAGUUUGACAUCUGCGAGUUUUCUCCAUUUUUCAAGAAGGGUGUCUUCGAGUCCAGCAGCCAUGGCACAAGCUGAAGGAAACUCAAAACUGAACUGAGAACCAAGGAGGAAGAGACAGAAGCUGCGGGUCAGCUUUCUGGGACUUCCUGUGUACGUCCUGCUAAUGGUUCAGUCUUCAUGAGCCGCUCUCUGCUCCUACAGGACGAGUUCAAGACUUGUAGAGGAGAGAUGCUAUCACACCCAGAACAGCUUGAAUCACUGUCAGACUGUUUUGCUGCUCAGGAAUCCCAACAUGAAGAAACAACAGUUAAAGGAACUGAAUCUAUUCCUAAAAAAACAUUUUAGAGUUGGAUCCUGGAGAACAGAUGCUGACUAAUGCAUGUCUGAUCCUUACAUUAAAUCCAUCAACAGGUUCGCUAAUGAUUCAAUAUAUUUAGUGAAUCUCUAGGUUGAUGCCACUGAAGGUUACACAUCCUUUAAGAGUCUACUGAGUGAGACUGCUGUAUAUUUGAUGCUGCCUGAAUGACUGGGAUUCUCUCUUGUUCAUAUAAUCUGGAUAUUCUUCCUUGUCGUCGAUCAUGUUCCUCUGCUGCUUACAUUCUUAUGUAGAAGGCCAAUAAAUUGUGUCUAAGAACUGUCUAUCUGUGGGGGAAAUAAAGGUUCCUGGUGGGUUUAUUCAGAUUCUGUCAAACAGUUCAGAUCAUGAGGGUAUGGUCAUCCUGCAACAACUGUUCAAAUAAUAAGGAAAAAAAAUGGAAAAUAUAUAUGUCCAAAAUUCUUUAUAUAAAGAAUCUGUAUAAUAAAAUCGGAAUAUCCUGUUCUAUUA
This is a messenger RNA of Cyprinodon tularosa, 1586 nucleotides long. RefSeq names its product kinesin-like protein KIF16B. The transcript has 4 exons. NCBI's taxonomy places the organism in Eukaryota, Metazoa, Chordata, Actinopteri, Cyprinodontiformes, Cyprinodontidae. Bases 383 to 835 code for a protein of 150 amino acids. Gene Ontology annotation, molecular function: phosphatidylinositol binding. The record is from RefSeq and is a predicted model, not a curated record.